Molecule: messenger RNA, 1456 nt
Organism: Strongylocentrotus purpuratus (purple sea urchin)
Lineage: Eukaryota; Metazoa; Echinodermata; Echinoidea; Camarodonta; Strongylocentrotidae
Exons: 4
Coding region: 596-1456 (286 amino acids)
Source: RefSeq, a predicted model, not a curated record
UAGAAGAAGAAAAAUGCUUGUCUUGGCUCGACUUCUCUUGUGGGCUUUCUUGUUACGCAAUACACUGUCGGCUGUCUGCAAGACAUAAAGAAGGUUGUAUGUAAGAGUUCUUUAUUUUCGAUGGCAGCAAUGACCUUCUUGCGGGCAGAACUUUUUACCCAAUUAACUUGCAGAAUCCACGCACGCGCAUGAUUGGCAUAACAUACGUCAUCACUUCGAUUUUGGCAACUGUGCGACGUUCGGCACACUUUACCGCACCAAGUACAAAUCCUAUUCAUACCCGUCGUACCGUGACGAUGAAUUCAGUAGUUGUGUGAGAAAGUCGAUAAACUCACGGAAGUUUUGUCAAGAAAGAUUUAUAAAAGGAUUACUCCAUCGGGACAUAGACUGGAAAAGUCAUCACAAUUCUAUAGAUCUGUCUCUGCGUCGCGACUCUUUGAAAAUAGUUUUAUCACAUCCGGAUGAGCUUCACACCGAUUCACGACGAGCUUUCCAACCCGCCAGCCCCCGUUGCAAUCUCACCACGGUUACCCUAUUGCUCUGCAUGUGCUGAGCCUGGGUGGUAUAAUUCUUAAUUCGAAAGGAGAACGUUCGUAUGAAAGAAACAUCUUUGCUCAUUCUGACCUGGACAAUGGGAUGUGCGGAAUCUAUCAUAUCGAAUAUUGUUGCCAAGUCGAAUUCAAAUGGACAGAAAGUCAACAUAAAUCAAGCAAAUGGAAAGGUUCAACCAGCCCCACUACGAGGUGAAAGAGUUGGCAGAGAUGAAGCAAGAGAGAGAAGGAAGAAAGCUGUCAUGGAGAGGCAUGCCAAGAAACAAGUCAUGGCAAAGACAAUUUCUGAGAAUGCCAUGGCAGAGAAAGAACGUCUUUCAACCAGCACAUGGAUGUCUUGGAGGUCAUCAGGGGUGAACAGUGACAUCAUCUCGCCUGCUGUCUCCAUCUCAGUCCGAGGAUCGGAUGGCACAGCCAGUCCAGACCCGCUCCCCAACCCUGCCAUUGCCUACGUCAACUCAGAGGGUACCAACCCAUCAACUCAACCUGAAGAAGACAUCAAUGCAAAUCAUAUGCAAAUAAGGACUAUGGAAUUACCCAAUCAGGUGACAGAAGGACCUGACGAGCCAUCCAAUCAGAAUGGAGAACUCAUUGAUGAGAGAUUGAGCGAUAGUGGAGGAAAAGAAAGAGUGCAGAAAGAACAGAAUGGCACUCUCGGAGAUGGAAAUACAAGGAUGGAGGAGCAGAAAUCCUUGCAAGAGCCUUUCUUAAAUGGAAAUGGAUGUCAAGGAGGUGGUAGAAAGGAUGACAUUACUCCAUUAAUGGACGAUGGGAAGGACAAGACGGAGAAGGAGAAGAAGAGGAAGAUGAGAGGGAAACGGAAGGCUGUGAAAUUCACCGAUCAAGAUCUGGGAGAUGAGAAUCACGAGGACUGCAGUGGACAGAAAAUGAGUAAAGGGAGAUAG